Cololabis saira (Pacific saury) is the source of this 3384-nucleotide messenger RNA. RefSeq names its product RAB23, member RAS oncogene family (gene rab23). The transcript has 7 exons. Gene Ontology annotation, molecular function: GTP binding; GTPase activity. The record is from RefSeq and is a predicted model, not a curated record. Lineage: Eukaryota; Metazoa; Chordata; Actinopteri; Beloniformes; Belonidae. Bases 366 to 1073 code for a protein of 235 amino acids.
ACCGAGGCAGCAGCUUUGCACUCAGAUAGCGAUGCAUUCACAGCUACUAAAUGACAUUGGGUUCAUUUCAGUUGCCGACCUUAGAUAAUUUGUAUCCGUUUUUGUAAGGCCAGGCGUCACGGAGUUUGUGUCCUCUUCGGAGAAGAAAAAAACCCCAACACUGUUAAGGAGAAGGCUGUUUUCCCAGGGAAACGUGGCUAACCUGAGCUAGGUGAGCCUAGCGUCUGCUGCAGGAUGAGGACGUGUGAGUUACUGCUCUAAAGCUGUCCCAUCAGCUGUAACGCGUCUCCACAGCUGGUAUAUAUGUUUGAGUCACAUCACUGAAACUACAGUUUAACUAAGAAGACCAGGCUGACAACGACACCAUGUUGGAAGAGGACAUGGAAGUGGCCAUCAAAGUGGUCGUGGUUGGAAACGGCGCUGUUGGCAAGUCCAGUAUGAUCCAGCGUUAUUGCAAAGGCAUUUUCACUAAGGACUACAAAAAGACCAUUGGAGUGGACUUUCUGGAAAGACAGAUUGUUGUAAAUGGUGAAGAUGUCCGACUUAUGCUCUGGGACACAGCAGGGCAGGAGGAGUUUGACGCCAUUACUAAGGCCUACUACCGAGGUGCCCAAGCGUGUGUGUUGGUCUUCUCCACCACGGACAGGGAGUCAUUCCAGGCUAUUGACAGCUGGAGAGAGAAGGUGGAGGCAGAAGUUGGAGAUAUUCCCACAGUUCUGGUGCAAAACAAAAUUGACCUCCUGGAGGAGACUGUAAUAAAAAACGAGGAGGCAGAAGCUUUGGCUAAAAGACUUAAACUCAGAUUUUAUCGUGCUUCAGUGAAAGAAGACCUUAAUGUCAACGAGGUGUUUAAAUACUUAGCUGACAAGUACAUUCAAAGACUCAAACAGCAAACAGCAGAGGAGACGGAGGUGGUCCACACAACCAGCAAUAAAAUAGGUGUCUUUAAUACCACGAGUAGUAAUGUCUGCAGCCAGAACUCCAGCAACGGCAGAGAAGUCAUCACACUGCGCCCUAACAAACAGAGGACCAAGAAGAGUAAAAAUCCAUUUGGAGGCUGCAUCCUGCUCUAGAGGAAGCGCUUUCAAGUGACCGAUCUUUAAGUUUAGAACGAGACCGAAUAUUUUACUAUUCCGCAGUUGGAGACCAAAGUCCAUGCAGACUGGGAAGUACUUUAUAACACUACUUUAAUCACCUCUCGUUAAUCUGUAUUCUAAAUAGUUCCUUCUCAGUGAUGUUUAUAUAUUUAAGUGAUCUGCAUUCACACCCGACACUCUUCUCUCACGGGUCCUCCUUGUCAUUGCCUUUAUUAAACGGUAACAGCUUCAGCUCUACUGCGUCAGCAUUAAUCUGUGCUGCUGGAUUUUCCUCUCACAACUGACGUUUUUCAGAUCCGCCUUGUUUAGGAACUCAUCCAAUGUGUUACAGCAAAAGUUGUACUCCGACUAAGAAAAAACGCACCCAUACAUGAUUUUACAGUCGUUCAUUGCUGUCUGUGCAAAAUGUUUGCAUGUAUUGUAAAAAGUCAAAAGAUAUACAGAUUAUUUUGUACCAUAUUUUUCUAGCGGACAACAGAAUAUGGUUCAAACUAAGAUGUUUAUCCCUAACAGGUCAGGAGCUAAAUCUCCUUGUAAGUAUUUUUGUACUAAGCACAACAGUGUUGACUGCUAUUUUGUGCCAAAUGUUCUCUUACUGAGCUGUGGUUGAAUAUUAACACUGCAGUUGCUUGGACAUAACAUGACAUUUGUAAAAUGUGCUCCUCUGUGUUACCAAAUAUCAGUAACCACUCAUAGAAAGAUGGUGAUCUAUUCUUUUGCUUAUGCUCCGUUAGUUAGGAAGAGAUUAUUUCAGAUGUUUAAUAAUACUCUGCUCUUUAAGUCCUGAUAGCAUAAGUUACAAUCAGUUAAUACUAUGUUUUAUUGCAACUUUUUACAGUUUAAAUAUUUUCCUUCAGUUAACUAUAUUUUUUUCUUUUCUUUUUCAAAUAUUUUACUCUGGGUUGGCUGUGAAAACUCACCGAUCAGUUUCAGAGUAAAAAUAGUUGCUAUGACCUGAGAUUUUAUUUCUUCUUGACACUAAACAUGGAACACUAUUCUUUGUCUUUUUUUCAAUCUGCCUUUGUCGUGUCUUGUGAAGUUUUUUUAUUAUUAUUUUUUUUAUCUUGGCCAGGGGAGAUGCCUUUUUAAAUUAGAAGAAACAGUUGGGCUGGAAAUCUGAAAGGACUGAAAGUCUUUGAUCAAUAACGCCUGCGUACUGUAUGUGGUAUGAGGUCUGAGGCUGAAUGUGACUCGUUACUUUCUGAAAGUGUCAGAAAAGCUGGAUAUUAACGACUGGAUACUGAGCCGGCGAAGUGCUUACACGAGCUCUCAUAUGCAAGACAAAUGUGAUUCUUCUAACUACCGUACAUUAGGGCAGUCCUAAAAAAGAUCAAACUAAGGCUCAGUCUCUUACUGGUCGGGAGCUGCAUGUCAUUUGCCUUGUCUGCCUCAAGCCUUACUUUUUAGUUUUUGUCCAAAACUCAUUAUUCAGAAGAACCUGGCCGACCAAGCACAAAGAAAUAUGAAGUAGUGUGGAAAGGUAUUGAAUAAAACUUGUUUUAAAAUUAUAAACAUAUAGUACAAGUGGAAGCACAGGUGUUGAAAUGGGACCUUCUUCACCCCCAUCUGUUCACUUUACUUCAUCAAUUUAAGAAAGUUCUUUGAAUGUGUUACACAUUAGAAUAGUUCUGAGACUGAACCGUCCCAUUUUCUUUUCCAGUUUAGUUUAAUGACAGCUGUUGGUACUGGGGAGGGGAAAAUAGCAUAACUGCAAUGCAUGCACCUCAUACAUGCAAGCCUGUUUUCCACAUCAGUGAAUGUUUAGUCACAGUUGCAAUGCCUUGUUUAUGUUUACAUUGACAACUAGUUAACAUUACAGUCCCCACUCUCACUGGUUCUUCAGAAAAGCUUGCACAGCAAAUCUGUAAAUAACUAUUUCUCAAUCUUUCUCGUAUUUGUAAUAUUGUAUACUUAAUCAUGUUUGUAUUUUGACUGAAUGGAUUUAUUGCACUUUAUCGUUCAGAUGGGAUUUCAUUUGAAAAAAUCUUAAUAAAAUUAACCAUACUUAAGGGUUGUCACUCAUGUGUAAUCACCCAUGUGUUUUAAUUUUCUUUUUCCUUUCUUUUUAUCUUUUUUACACAUAGCUCCGUAAACUGAUUUUACAUAUCUACACCGAUAAAUCAAUAAGUAUGUUUUCCCUCUGAUAGUGGUGAAUCUUGUUACAUUUUGUUUUUAUAAUUACAAAUGUGUCUCAACCCGAGGUGUACUGCACAAACGUGCACCUGAUGAUAUUUUUGAGAGGCAGUGUUCGAUGGCAAUCUGACGAAUAAAAAAACUAUUUCUUGAG